AGAUGACCUUUAAAUCCAUCCUAUCGCGUGAACCAUCUACACGAGACUAUUCAUGACUAACUUCAACGACAAUGUUCUAAGACUUUUUGAUACCUAUUAUACUUGCGACUAUGAAACUUACAAAGAAGUACGUGUGUUUACCUGAGCUGAGUUAUUUGGAAAUAUUGAAUUUUACACACCUCAGUUUGACACCCGUAUAAAUCACCCACCAGGUCGACUCCUGUUGGUAUCACGGGUCAUCUAGAGUUACAUAUCUAGAUUUAUACACACCCUCUUGGUUAUAUCGUAUUUUGUUGCCUUUUUCCUUUACACCGCCUUUAUUUCUACAUAUUAGGCUGCGUUUUGUCGUAGGAAUUCCUACCUAAAUCGACACAAAUCCGCAUUCCAAUCACGAUACUAUCCUACAAGAGCCUCAUCCUUAAUCCGACUCUUAGCUAGCAUUCACGAAGGCGACAACGUAUCACGUUGGUGUGGAGGUGCUGGGUUGUACAACGAUCCUUGGUACCACAAUAAGGCCACAUACCUACCCUACGAAUCCCACCUAUUUAGACACCUAAGUGGACAGUCGCUAUGAGUACCGAACCUCAUGAUCUGGACCUCUUCCCGGAAGGUUUACGCGGAAAGCGUAUCCUUCUAUGUACUGAAAGCCUCGGUCCCGUAAAUGGCGUUUCACGUACGACCAAGAUGUUGGUAGAUCAGUUACGAUCUAAUGGAGCACUUGUCUCGGUAGUGGCGCCGUACAAUCAUACCAAAGUCAACACUUUCAAUCCGAUUCGCUCUUCAAGGAAUGCAGACCCUUUAUUUCACGAGGAAGUCCGACUAACAGGGUACCCUCUACCAUUCAACCCCGAGCUUUCGGUGGCAUAUCCCGUACGGCUUUCCGAAUUAUAUAGGCGGACCUUCGGAGCGCCACCGGACCUCAUUUACUUGGCUAGUCCCGCAUCCCUAGGAUUCCAAGUUAUGCUUCAGUUACGUCAGCAUAGCAAGGAGUUCCAAGUGCCUGUCAUCUGCAAUUUUCAGACUGACUUGGCAGGGUAUUGCUCUCUUUUAUUCCCUUGGCCCCUAGGGGAUAUCGCGAAUCGAGUUUUUGGAUAUGUGCAGGGUUACCUCUUCCGACACACAUCGGUGAAGACCGUCUUUUACCCUAGUACAUUCGUCAAGUCAUACCUAACUCAAGUCGCAAACGUUCCGAGCGAUAAGAUGGAGGUGUUGAGGCGAGGUGUCGACACGGAGGGCUUCAACCCGGCUAAGCGAAGCGAAGAAUUACGAGAACAGUGGGCACCAAAUGGUGAGCCUAUUUUAUUCACCUGUUCGCGAUUAGCGGGUGAGAAGGGUUUCGGGUUUCUUGCAGAGGCAGCUAUAGAGCUUGAUAAGAGAGGGAUGGAGUUCAAGCUCGUUGUUGUUGGCGGGAACCGAAACCCCAUUGUUGAACGAGAAGUAAAGGAAAUGUUUGGACCACUAGAGGAAAAAGGAAAGGUCAUCUUUGCUGGAUUUAAAGUGGGAGAGGAUUUAAUGACGCAUUACGCUUCGGCUGAUAUCUUUCUGCACUGCUCCAUUACCGAGACAUUCGGGUUGGUGGUUUUAGAGGCAAUGGCCAGUGGUGUGCCAGUAAUUGCACGAGACGAAGGCGGACCCAGCGACAUCAUAGAGCACGGCAAGACUGGAUUUCUUGUACGACCUAACGAUCUUUCCGGCUUCGUGGAGAAAGUACUUAAGCUUGGCCGCGACACGGUACUUCGCAAGGAAUUUUCCGCGGCAGCUCGCUCAUUUGCUUGCGAGGCUACGUGGGAAAGGAUAAGUAACAAAGCAGCCUGGCAGAUGUUCGACACGAUUGAGCAAUUCGAAAAGAACCAGGUUGCUAGCACUUCAACGACGCGGAUCCCUUUUAUGGGGUGGCUGCUCCUAAGUGCCCCGGUGCAACAAUUUCUUCUUUGGAAGGUGACUAAAGCGAAACUGGCUUUUGCACUUUCAAUUAUUAUCAGCUUUUGGGCCGUGGUGGGGAGCUACCUCGUUUUCGCAGACGUCGGACAUUUGGUUAAGACUCAUGUUCCCCGGGCCUAUGCUUUGACCAAGUCCAUAAGUCGAAAGUAGGGACAGCAAGAGUUGCAGUCAUCUAGGGAAUGAGCGGGGUCUUGCUUGUCUCUUUGGCGAGAUCACCUAUAAUCACCACAAUUCUCUUUUUACUAAUGUUUCAAUCUUUUGCUUUUUAUUAUACCCAAUUUGAUUCCUUUAUCUGAUGGGUUGUCGAUCAAUGGCUAUAUUGGUGUUGC
Messenger RNA from Hypoxylon trugodes, 2270 nucleotides. RefSeq names its product glycosyltransferase family 4 protein. The transcript has 3 exons. The record is from RefSeq and is a predicted model, not a curated record. Gene Ontology annotation, molecular function: glycosyltransferase activity. NCBI's taxonomy places the organism in Eukaryota, Fungi, Ascomycota, Sordariomycetes, Xylariales, Hypoxylaceae. The coding region runs from base 571 to 2091 and encodes 506 amino acids.